AUGCCCGGCUGGCCCUGGGAGUUGCUGCUGACCGCGGGCACGCUCUCGACCGCGCUGAGCCUGGGGCCGCCAGCGCCCGCCGACCCCUGCCAUGAUGAGAGGGGCGCGCCCCGUGGCUGCGUGCCCGGCCUGGUGAACGCCGCUUUGGGCCGCGAGGUCCUGGCGUCCAGCACGUGUGGGCGGCCGGCCACUCGGGCCUGCGAUGCCUCGGACCCAAGGCGGGCACACCCCGCCACCCUCCUGACCUCCGCAGGGAGCACCACAAGCCCUGUGUGCUGGCGUUCGGACUCACUGACGCAGGCGCCCUUCAACGUGACCCUCACAGUGCCCCUGGGCAAGGCUUUCGAGCUGGUGUUCGUGAGCCUGCGCUUCUGCUCUGCGCCCCCCGCCUCAGUGGCCCUGCUCAAGUCACAGGACCACGGCCGCAGCUGGGCUCCGCUGGGCUUCUUCUCCUCCCGCUGUGGCCUGGACUAUGGCCGCCUGCCUGCCCCUGCGGAUGGCCCACCAGGCCCAGGGCCCGAAGCUCUGUGCUUCCCUGAGCCCCAGGCCCAGCCUGAUGGUGGCGGCCUUCUGGCCUUCAGCGUCCAGGACGGAAGCCCACCAGGUCUGGAUCUGGACAGCAGCCCGGUGCUCCAAGACUGGGUAACUGCCACGGACAUUCGAAUAGUGCUCACAAGGCCUGCCAUGCUUGGGGACACCAGGGACUCCGUGGCCAUGGUUCCUUACUCUUACUCCGCGACUGAGCUCCAGGUGGGCGGGCGCUGCAAGUGCAAUGGGCAUGCCUCACGGUGCCUGCUGGACACCCAGGGCCACCUACUCUGCGACUGCCAGCAUGGCACCGAGGGCCCUGACUGCGGCCGCUGCAAGCCCUUCUACUGCGACAGGCCGUGGCAGCGGGCCACGGCCCGGGAAGCCCACGCCUGCCUUGCUUGCUCCUGCAAUGGCCACGCGCGCCGCUGCCGAUUCAACAUGGAGCUGUACCGACUGUCCGGCCGCCGCAGUGGCGGGGUCUGCCUCAACUGCCGGCACAACACCGCAGGCCGCCACUGCCACUACUGCCGGGAGGGCUUCUAUCGAGACCCUGGCCGUGCCCUGAGUGACCGCCGUGCUUGCAGGGCAUGUGACUGUCACCCUGUUGGUGCUGCUGGCAAAACCUGUAACCAGACCACAGGCCAGUGUCCCUGCAAGGAUGGUGUCACAGGCCUCACCUGCAAUCGCUGUGCCCCCGGCUUCCAGCAGAGCCGCUCUCCGGUGGCGCCCUGCGUUAAGACACCUGUCCCUGGACCCACUGAGGAGAGCGGCCCGGUGGAACCCCAGGACUGCAACAUGCACUGCAAACCAGCCCGCGGCAGCUACCGCAUCAGCUUGAAGAAGUUCUGCAGGAAAGACUACGUGGGAAGCUGCCAGUGGAUCUUGGGGCUGUGGGUGACUGAUCAGAUUGUGUUCCCCGUGGAUGACUGGGCGUUGGUGGCCCUGGUGGUUGGCCACGGGCUGCACAGCGUUGGAAGCUGGCCACCUAGCGAGACAUAG
Messenger RNA from Suricata suricatta (meerkat), 1530 nucleotides. RefSeq names its product netrin 3 (gene NTN3). The record is from RefSeq and is a predicted model, not a curated record. The transcript has 6 exons. The coding region runs from base 1 to 1530 and encodes 509 amino acids. NCBI's taxonomy places the organism in Eukaryota, Metazoa, Chordata, Mammalia, Carnivora, Herpestidae.